ACGUCAUCCCCCCCGCCUCCAUAUUUUACGUCACUACCAGUGACGACAGUCCUCCCAAGGAGCAGGCCACACGCGACAAACAGUAUCACUUCUUCAGUUCGGAACAUGGUGAUUGCAAAGGUCUCCCAGUCAUAGCUCAUCAGACGAGGAAGACACUUGCAUGAAAUUUCCAUUGGGGUGAACAGUCAGUGAUUUGGGCCUUGCUCUAUCAGUUGCCAAGCAAUCAGAUCAUUGCCAGCUUUCACCUUCAUCUCUCUUAAAACACUCACUUUUGGAGAUUGCUGCAUGGGUGUAAAUGAAGACUACUCAUUUAACCCAAGUUUUCUUUCGUCGCAUCAGGCAUUUGUGCUUCCCUUUUGAUCACAAAAAGUGACAAUGAACUAGCAGAGCUUAAGAGUAUGCUAUAAGAAGUGAAGCGUGUAUAGUGGCCAGUCUGGGAGAGAGGGGACUAUUGCCACCAGAUGGCGCUCUUCAAGACAGGAUCUGUUUGUCGUAGCCGUUCGAGCUUGAUGCGGACCGUGUUCUUCGCAGCAUUCCUCAGCAUUUUGUACAUCAACAGCAACUACCUGCGAGCUCACUGGUCGUCGAGGAGCAGUGGCAUGGGCCCAGAAUCGUACUCGGAGGAUCUGCCUGCGGACUUCAGGAGUAGGCCACCACAUCAGGGCGCCCGCACCUGCCGACCCCGCUCCAACUUCGUCUUCAUCAAGUGCAUGAAAUGCGCGACGGAGACGAUGGCAUCCGUGCUGAGGCGCUACACCUAUCAGAGAAACCUGUCGGCUGUACUUCCGGUGAAGUGGCGCCUGUACUUGGGUUGGCCGUACCCCAUGACGUCAGACGACUUCCGGCCGUCGCGGCGCGGGUACAACACCCUUAUCGACCACGCCAUCUACAACAGCAGUAGCAUGCGCGCCCUCAUGCCCCCGGACACAGUCUUCAUCACCAUGAUUCGGGAGCCCUUCAAGCAUUUCGUGUCCGUCCUCAACUACUUCGACGUCUUCAGCAUCAGCAACACCAGGGUGCAACAGGGCAUUGCCGCCGUGCGAGACUACCUCCGCCAUAUCGAGGAGUAUGAUGCUGUGUACAAAAGCGCGCAAGCCGCGCCCGACCGCAUUUGCAUCCCCGACGACUUCUCCAUCACCAAGAACUUGCUGUCGCACUGUCUGGGCAUGCCCACUGGCUUCCCUCUCGGCAUGGCCAACAUCACCGGCAACUCCGAGGCAGUUGAGCAGUACAUCCAGGACCUGGACGCGGAGUUCUCCCUCGUCAUGAUUAUGGAGUACUUUGACGAGUCGCUGGUCCUCCUGCGCCGCCUGAUGUGCUGGGACACCAAAGACAUUCUCUACCACACAGCCAACGUCGGCUCGUACCAGAAGAACUUCACCGUCGCGGACCUCUCGUCGGAGGAGGCGUCCGUCCACCGGAACUGGUGCCAGGUGGACAUACGUCUGUACGAGCACUUCAACAGAAGUUUCUGGAAGAAAAUCCGGCAGCAAGGAGCGGACUUUGUGCAAGAGGUUGUGUACUUCAAGCAGGUGUUGCAAGCCGUUAAGUCUUUCUGCGACAAGAAAGCCUCUCCCAUUGAGUUUCCUGAGUCCCGCUGGUCUCCUGCCUUUCAUGUCUCGGCCGAGGAGUGCCGCCAGAUUUUUUGCGACCCGCAUGACUUAUUGGUCAGUUUAAAGCGGCGAUAUGAGAAGACUGAGGGUCAAGUUCGGUUGAAUCAGACUAGCAGCCAUUUCACUCAGCGAAAAUAUUUUCCUUUGUGUUGAAGGCUGCAAACUCGUUGGUAAUGUCUGGCUUAGGUGAAUCGCGAUCACUUGAAAAAGGACUUAAAUGGUUUGUCGACCUUGCCGGAUUAAAACUUGCCAGAAUUUUGCUAGCAGCUACAUAACCACUCAGGUCACACACUUCUGAUUAAAGUAUCACAUUUGGUAGCUUGCA
Messenger RNA from Pomacea canaliculata, 1938 nucleotides. RefSeq names its product galactosylceramide sulfotransferase-like. The transcript has 3 exons. Bases 462 to 1766 code for a protein of 434 amino acids. Gene Ontology annotation, biological process: glycolipid biosynthetic process. Gene Ontology annotation, cellular component: membrane. NCBI's taxonomy places the organism in Eukaryota, Metazoa, Mollusca, Gastropoda, Architaenioglossa, Ampullariidae. The record is from RefSeq and is a predicted model, not a curated record. Gene Ontology annotation, molecular function: galactosylceramide sulfotransferase activity.